Molecule: messenger RNA, 2917 nt
Organism: Sabethes cyaneus
Lineage: Eukaryota; Metazoa; Arthropoda; Insecta; Diptera; Culicidae
Exons: 7
Coding region: 164-2902 (912 amino acids)
Biological process (GO): regulation of transcription by RNA polymerase II
Cellular component (GO): transcription regulator complex; nucleus
Molecular function (GO): DNA-binding transcription factor activity, RNA polymerase II-specific; RNA polymerase II cis-regulatory region sequence-specific DNA binding; zinc ion binding
Source: RefSeq, a predicted model, not a curated record
GGAUAGCUGAUGGAUCGAAAUCUCAAAAACAAAUGAAUUUUGCUGUGUAAAUAAAAUAAAUAUACGUUUCCCUUGUAAUUUUAACAAUUCAAACAACUCGUCGGGUUAGUUUUCGGUGGCGCAGGGAUUCGACAAUGCCAUUACUUGAUCCAGUUGAGCAACAAUGUCGUUUGUAGCAAAAAUCGCUAAAAAUCAAAAACAGCAACAACCAUGUCGUUUGUGUCUACACUACACCGUGGAGGAUGUGGACAGUCCGGAACCGAUGAUAGAUAUUUUCGCCACGGACGAUCCGAUCGGAGGCACGCUAAACGAUAAGAUUCGCGAUUGUCUGGGUAUAUUCAUUGCUCCGUCCGACGACGACGACAGGACGGUGCGGUUCGUCUGUUCUAGCUGUGCGCGAACCGUGGAACUGAUCGACGAAUUCCGCAUUCUUUGCCACCAGACGGCUGAGAUGUACGACUCGAUACGGAUACGGUCUUCGAAAGCGAGCGAACAGCGGAAACAGUACUGCGCUGCGGUUAGCACGCUUCGUGCUUGUAUCUGGGAAGUACAGUGUGCGGUCGAUGAAGCUUUGUGCAAAACGAAAUCUGAGGACAACAGCGUUGACCCCGGUGAUGUUAAGCUUGAAAGCGAUCUGGAAAGUCCGCCGCCCUCCAUCAAGUCCGAUACAGAAAGCAAUUGUGAGCAGCCGGUGGAAUUCAAUGAUCUGUCGGGCGCUGGCGCCGAUCCGGGUAUUGAUUUUGUGGCGGUUAAAAUUGAAGCACUGGAUCCAGUAGAACUGGAAACUCCCACUAUUGAGCCCAUUGCAGCAACCGAAGAAAGCAGUGAUUGUAGUGAACGUUUGACCGGCACCUUGAAAAUGGCCAUUGUGAAGGAAGUAAAACAACGUCCGGAACUAUGGGACAUAACAUUGGCUAGCUCAGCUGAAACAAUCAGCAAAAUGUGGGCUGAGUUGGCACGUAAAUAUGGGCUGGAGGUUGGAACACUUCGGCGCCAUUGGCGCCGUAUUCGAGAGGGCUACCGGGACCUACAAAGGCGUGAGUCAAUCGGAGAUAAUUUGUUCCUGGAAGACGCGACUACUGCGGAAUUGUUUCAACUGUGUAAACACAUGUUUGAUAGUGCUUUGAAACAACCACUGCCAAGCGAGCAGCUUAAAAUAGCAGAAAACGUUAAUUCCGUUGCGUCAAAUGAGAACCAGCAGAGGGUGGAUUACCUGCGAGUUAUGUACAAGCAUCCAGUUAUUUGGAACGUUAAGCAUAUCGACUAUCCACGCCGAGACUCACGUGAGCAUGCUUGGGAUCAAAUUAGCAAAGAAUUGAACGUGCCUUGCGAGGAUGCUAAACGCACUUGGAGAAAUUUACGCGACAUGUACAGGGUUCGUGCUAGGCGUUUGGCAAGAGGUAAACUGCCCAAGGAUGAGUCCUUCGCAAAUGGUCCGUUUUUCAAACUGCUAGACGAAAUGGUGAAGUGUUAUCCGGCUCGAGGUAUUUCUAAAAAUUCCACUGCCGUUGUCAGUUCUGAUAAACAGGAUGCUGCUUCUGGUGUUUCCUAUAAAGUUUUUGAGAACGACAGAAAGUUGAAGUUUGCUCAGAUCUGUUACGGUUAUGAAAUAGUGUGGAACAAUCGGCAUCCAGACUACAAUAUAAACGCGAAAAAAGACCCUGCCUGGGAUGAAAUUGCACAACAAAUGGAGAUAACCCGUGCCGAAGCGAGAUAUCAGUGGAGCCGGUUGCGGGGCGUCUAUCGUGGUCGUCGUUUGCGCUUGCUGGAUGGUUCGAUUGCCCUCGACGAUCCCAUUUUAAAUGAUCCUCUUUACAAACUGUUGGAAGAUAUGUUAGGCGAGAAUAUGCAGAUUGGUCAGAAAAGUGGAACCAUUAUGUCGGCUCAACAACAUGCCCAACAUGGACCGUUUGAAAGCAUUGAACGUCAGAUCGAACUGCUUGAAGAGAUAUCGCAGCGUGAGAUCAUUUGGAAUGGAGACCACCCUGAUAAUCGUAAAGUGGGAAUGCGCACUGGCGCAUGGAACGAAGUAGCAGCAAAGUUUGACGUAAAUCCGUUGGUCGUGAAAUCCGAAUGGAAACGUCUUAAGGACGUCCACUCUUGCCGGGAAGAUCAGACAUCACCGCAGAAUGCACAUGAUGCAAACGACCAACGAUUGCUGGCACUCAUAAAACGCUUAGUACCGGUAUCGGAGACGGCACCAGUAAAACCACCAGAAAAGCCACUCAUCGAAGGCAAACGGAGAAGGUCGAAACUGGUAACGGAACCGAAACGGAGAUUUCGCGGCAAAAAGACUUACGACAGUGUAGGGUGUGUUAAGAUGGAUCGCAAUGGAACGAUGAGACAUCACAAAAUUUGCGAAUUGUGCGGCAAACUGGUCGAGCGAUCCCUGUUCGAGUAUCACAUGAAUCAGCACAACGGCAUUCGACCGUACGCGUGUUCCUUCGAAGGCUGCGAUAAGCAGUACAGCAACAAGAUCACCCGCGAUCGGCAUGAAGUGAUGGUGCACGUUGAAGAUGGCUUCAAGUUCGAGUGCGAUCAGUGCGGGGCUAAGUUUAAACAGAGAGCCAGAUUCGAAUUUCACUACGCUAUCAAACACAAAAGUGAUGAAGUUCCGUGUGAUAUUUGUGGGAAAAUAUUGAAACAUCGGCACCUACUGCGGAAGCACAAAGAGUUACACACAAGUAGUUUUACGUGCAAAGUUUGCGGCAAGGUGUUGCAGAAGAAAUGGUCCCUACACGUGCAUAUGCGGGUUCACACCCAGGAAAAACCGUUCCCAUGCGAACUGUGCGAACUGCGCUUUAUGCUUAAGGUGCAAAUGAAAACACAUUUGCUGAAGGUACAUGGCGUUCUGCUCGAAGAUAUAGAGGCGGCUAAGGCCAACAUCAAAAAUGCGGUUUAAUCGAAGAAAGUAUUA